Messenger RNA from Rotaria sp. Silwood1, 3433 nucleotides. The record is from the annotation of a GenBank genome assembly. NCBI's taxonomy places the organism in Eukaryota, Metazoa, Rotifera, Eurotatoria, Philodinida, Philodinidae.
GGGGGGGAAGGUUAACGAUAGCUUUGUAUAUUUAAAAACCCUAAAACGUUCUAAUUUAAAUACUACGUCAUUUCGACUUGAAAAUAGAUCUUUUGUAUAGCACUUCUGAUCUCUAACUCUCCAACGUGGAGAACUCGUAAUCUGACCAUGGUCACAAUAGGCUAUAUACUUAGAUGGGCGAACCAUUAUGCAAUCAUUUUAAGUUUUAAUUUGGUUAAAGAAGAAUGUAUCUUAUAUUGUUUUUCAAAAUGGAAGUAAAAAAAGUUUUUUUUAUAUUCAUAUAUAAUUGUUCGAAAUUAAUUCAGUUUUUACUUUAGACAUUAUAAAAUCUUAUUGAUUUUUUUAAAAUUUUUUUUCUAUUUCAUCGAUUAUUAUUUUUCAUUUUUUUUGUUUAUUUUAUCUAAUAAAUAAAUCAAUAUGUAGUAUAUAAUAAUGAAUAAUAGAUGUUUUUAUUUUAUUUUAGUUUUAGUAUGGAAAUUUUCGAUCAUUUUGACGAUCAUUUUCAACCAGAUAACAAGACAAUAAUACAUGAUGUUACAACGAAAAACAAAUAAAAAAAAUUUAGUGAAAUAGUGUCUUUAUAAAUACAUCAUUAACUUUAAUAUCAUUAUAUACUACAUAUUGAUUUAUUUAUUAGAUAUUGAUACAAAUCUCAAGAUUAAACAAAAUUUUUUUAAAGUUUUUGUUUAUUUUAACUUAAACUAGGGAUAUUAUUUUUUUUAUAUAUAUUUUAAGCCAAUGUGACACAAAAUUAAUUUAAUACAAUUAUAUAUUUACAACAAAUAUAAAAUAAAAUAAGUUGAUUGAAAUUAUAUCUGCUUUAUUUUAAUUUUAAUUACAAUAAAUUUAAUCCGAUAGAAUUAUCAUGUUUAUUUUAGUUUAAAACAAAAUAAUUUAAUCCACUAGAAUUGUUUAAUUUAUAUUAUAAUGAAGUGAAUUAAUCUAAUAUAAUUUCUUUAUGUUAUUUUAUCAGACUGAUUUAUUUACAAUCAAAAUUAUCUACAACAGUUUAAAUUAGAAAUAACUUUUAUUUUAAUUGAAAUGAUGCUUAUUUCUUUAGUUUAGGUUUGUUUUACGAUUGAAUAAAAUUGAAGUGAAUUUGUUUUCUAAUGGGAAGUAUUUGUUUUUUGAUUUCAGAACAUACUAAUGAAGGAUUUAAUAUAAGUUAGUUUUUUAAAAUUUCAAUUAUUUAUUUAUUUUUUAUUUAGAUGAUUCAGUCAAUCAAACUCAAAAAAUUAUUAUUUUUUCUCUAACUUUUCACUUAUGUGUUAUCAGCGAAUAUUUGUAUUUCUGUUUUUUUGUAAUUUUUAUGAAUGAAUAAGUAUGUGCAUUAUCCCAGCUCAAAUACUUUCUUGAAAAACCUAAGCAUAUAGAUGUCAGAAGUGGAUCAAAUUAGCUAUACAAUGCUCUAUAAAGCUCUGGAAAACCAUACAUGAAUCAUUUAAGAUCGUAUACUAUCUGACAUAAAGAUCAUACAAGAAUCGUACAGUAAGAUUUUAUCAGAAAUGGUGGCUUUAAGAUUGGCAUAUAAAAUCCUACAAGAUCGUAUACGACUUUCAUAUGAUCUUAUACGUUCAUGGAAGACCAUACAGUAAAUUCUUAUAUGAUCUAGUAAGAAUCACACAAGAUCUUAUAGACAAAUUCUUCCACCUGGGUAGCUAUCUAAUUUAUACAAAUCAAGAUAUAGAUUUUUGUGGAACUCACAUAUAUUUUGGAAGAGAAUAGUGAGUGUAAGUUUUAAGUUAAAGCUUUCAUGUUUGCCAUUUCUUUCCUAUCACAGACCUUAUCAACUCCUUCUCAAAAACAAAUUGUUCAAAAUGCAGACAUCAAUGAGAGAGGGAUUUGUGGAGAGAUUUAUUGUGUUAGGAAACAACAUUAGUUUAAGAAAAAAUUUUUCAUUUUUCGCCUUUUGUUAUAGUUAAAUGAGGCUAAAGAAUUUAUGUGAAGUCUACAUUUCAACUCCAAAGAGCCUGCACUAACAUGACUUUUGGAUGUCAGCUUAAUGAACAUAAAUAACUAAUAUGAUUACUAAUAAUGCAAGGACAGGAAAACUAGGUGAAGAUGAUAAUGACAGCGCGACUAGCUAAGAGCAUAAUACCGAAGUACUAGUAGUGGUUAAAGAAACAGCAAGGUCAUCAGAAGUUAAACCAAACGAAAAGAGAUCGAAGAAAGGUGUGUUCAACAUACUGAAAAAAAAGAGUAGAAUGAUAAACCUUUAAGAGACGGUCCAUGACAGCAUCCAGAAUCCGAAGCACUCGUCAAAAUUUAAAUUUUUGAUUUUUUUAUAUGCGUUUGAAAGGGUAAUGUCUGAAACUAAUAAACCUAAAUUUUUAGCGCAUUUGGACAUUUUAUAGUAAAGUUAGCUUGGAUCGACUUUUAGCACCGUCUACCUAGUAUCAAGAAAAACAAUGAUGAUUUAUCUCAUAAAUGUCUGCUGGUAUUACAUUACAAGAAAUGAGAGAAUUGUUUCAUGUUAUAUACCACAUGAUAGAGUAUGGAUACAUGGGGAAAAUGAGCUAUUUGAAAUAUUGUGUAUCAUUCCUUUACUGGGCUAACAUGACUGAAAAAGUUAACAGAUUACUAGUCUAUGACGUCAGACUUUUGGAGAUAUAUCUGCUGCCAUUCAUUGCAAUCAUUAGUGCCCAGGCUGCAUUUUUUAUAUGUUAUAUAACUUUUGAUUCUCUACAAAAUGGUAAAAAAAUUAUGAAAAAAAAGCAUAGAAUGGGUACAAAAAGUGGCAUAUACUGGCAAAAGCUAGGUAAACAGCAUCGAGAAAAACGACCUUAAGCGUUUUCCAAGGACUUUCAAUUAUGGAAAUUUUCACUUCGUACAAAUUAGGAUUCUAUCCUGAAUCAAAUCUCAUAGGUCAUUUCUUCAAAACAAGAAAAAAAAAUUUUGACCCCCGAAAGCCAUGAGGUGGAGUACGGGAAUUUCGAAAAAAUUUCUUUUUUGGUGUAAUCGAAAGGUGAUCAAUCAGAAAGAUAGGAAUAAGAAUACUGAUCGCAAUCAUAUACUAGAAUUUCAUUAUUGGCUGUGAUUUUGUAGUAUGAAGACCAUUUUUCUGUUGGAGCAUUCGAAGUUUUGUUGGAAGAAAAUGACUCCGAAUGUUCACCCUGGGUGUGGGUGUGGGUGUGUGUGGGUAUGUGAAUAGAGGUAAGACACUCAUCAACACCCACACCCACACCCACACCCACACCCACACCCCACACCCACACCCUGUUUUGAUAUCGCAUCAACAACUGUUAAAGACAAAGAAGAUGAUAUGACACUAGAAGUCGCUUGUCCUAAUGAUAAAAGUUAUUUUUGCGUAGUUUGCGAUUCACAAUUCAAUACAGAAGGCGAUGGUAUUGUUGCUCUAUCAGAUUGUGAUGAAGGUGAUUUAGAAGAUAAUGGAGAUACGAAAUCAGUUGGAUUGAUAGGACAAAUUGUUUGA